Thalassophryne amazonica is the source of this 1813-nucleotide messenger RNA. RefSeq lists its product as uncharacterized. Gene Ontology annotation, cellular component: plasma membrane. Bases 246 to 1781 code for a protein of 511 amino acids. The transcript has 2 exons. Lineage: Eukaryota; Metazoa; Chordata; Actinopteri; Batrachoidiformes; Batrachoididae. Gene Ontology annotation, biological process: neuron projection development. The record is from RefSeq and is a predicted model, not a curated record.
CAGCCGCUGCCUCUCCGGCACAAGAGGGAUUUGGAGGCUGCAUCCUGACAUUUGUAAUCAGAUGUGGGGGAGGAUUAUCUCCUCCAUCUAGUGCAAAGACAGCGGCUGCUGAGGUGACGCAGAAGACAACCUGAAGGACGGACAGUGAGUGGGACAUGGAGCUGAAGACGGGAUGAGGUCACCUGCAGAUGUGAGGAGGAUUUCUGGCUGCACCUUCCACACGGCUCACGGGAAAAAGGUCCUCCAUGGAUGGACAUCCUGUGGCAGAACUCUACCCACUGGGGGUAACUGUGACCCUGGAAGCUACCCUCUCUCCUACAGCCAGGUUUUCCACCUGCAACAGCCCAGUAGAAGUGUUAAGAACCUCAAAACUCCAAGAUGUUUUCAGGAACUCAUGUCAGGACUCAAACAGGAUCACAGGUGAGAAAGGAUCCUGUUCUGAUAUCGAAGUUGACUACGGCAGUCCGAGGAUCACUGGAGAAACAUGUGAACAUAUAGAUGGACAAAUAAACCUUCCAGGGCAGCCGACAGAACCGUUUUUGCUCCCUGGGACUUCAGUCCACACCCACAAUCAUGUUGACACAAAUACGUCCUCACAACACCACAAGAAAGUAGUGGAUCCAAACACCGACUGCCCUCAGGAGCAGAUGGGGAAACCGUCUGUCACCUUCUUGGCGGUUCACAGGAGUCACUCUGAUUCUUUGUCUCUGGUUCAGCCCCAGGACACAGACAGUCAGAACUGUGCAGCUGCCUGUUAUGGAGACAGUAAGACAGUAAGUGAAACAGGAAAUCACUCCCUGUUGACCUGUGAUCCAUCCAAGCAUCUGCAGCAAUGCAGCGUUGGAGAAGGCAGGGUUCCAGAGCCAUGCUGGGGGAGGUACGUCCACAUCGCUUCACCCACAGCCACAACCAAAGAGGAUGAAAACUGCCAUCGGUCUCCUAAAUGUGAGUUGGAACUCGGCUAUGGUUCUUAUAUUCAUCAAACCCAUUGUGAGGACACAUUUGCUGCCUACUGUCAUCCCCAACCAGUCCUAUCCCCUUCCCAGUUGUUACCGCCCCCUGGAGGAACAGAUGCAGUCUGCAGCCUGCAGCGUUCUGUUGGUCCUCCGUUAGCGGGCAGCCAUCUCACACUGCCUCGCCUGAUCUCAUCUGUCAGUGAGACCGGCCUGGACGCCAAGCAUCUGCUCCACUGCUGCAACCUCAACUGCUCCUGGAUCAGCUGUUUCCCUCCUGCUGUUGGGCCUCAAUGCCAAAAACACCUUGUGGGUGAGGUACCUGCUUUCGGUCCCAUCACUCACACAAGACCCACGACCCAGGACACUGGGACUAUGACAGGUCACAAAGAGUUUAGGGAUGUUGGGGUGCAGGCAAGUGAGACGGACACGGAGGCCGGCACGCUUCGCGUGCCAUCACAUGUGAUCCCACAUAUCCUUCUAACGGAGGACAGCGGGAGUGACACUACCGCCAGGCAGACUGCAAACACGUGCGCUCACGGGAGCAAGAAACCAGGUGGUCCCCCCAAGUCCCCAGUCAAAGAAGUGAAGUGGGAUUCAGAGGGGAUGACAUGGGAGGUGUACGGAGCCUCUGUGGAUCCCGAAGAACUGGGUCUGGCCAUUCAGAGGCACCUGGAGCUGCAGAUUAAGGAGACAGCAAGUCGUGCCAUGAAACUGUCCUCCCAGAACGCCAACACCGCCGGACAGAGCGGCCAAAGGAUGAGGAACAGGAUUAUGGAUUCCCUCCGGACCCCUGCAUGUUGCUCUCGAACACCCGCUGUCGACUGAUGUGUAGAGGUACUGUGCUCAUGACCCAACGG